This is a messenger RNA of Clonostachys byssicola, 4441 nucleotides long. The record is from the annotation of a GenBank genome assembly. NCBI's taxonomy places the organism in Eukaryota, Fungi, Ascomycota, Sordariomycetes, Hypocreales, Bionectriaceae.
AUGAACGUUCCGGUAGGCAUUGAUCCCGCCCACAUUAAAAAGAGCCUCCGCGCCGACGUCUUGUACAACGCCGAAGUCGACGCACAUCUAGCGCAUCUCACAGUCGGAGAAACCCUCACCUUCGCUGCCCGAUGUCGUUCCGCCCGCCACGUCCCGCAGGGCGUCACAAGAGAGCAAGUUGACAACACGCUACGCGAUGUGAUGAUGGCAACCUUUGGCAUUGGUCACACCUUCAACACUCGUGUCGGUGAUGAGUUUGUACGGGGUGUCAGUGGUGGCGAGAGGAAGCGAGUCAGUAUAGCCGAAGCUGCUCUAACAGGAGCUAAAUUCCAGUGCUGGGACAACAGCACUCGAGGUCUUGAUAGUGCCAAUGCUAUUAACUUCUGCGAGAACUUGCGCUUGCAAGCUGAUAUGAUGGGUAUUGCUGCUGCCGUUGCACUGUACCAAGCACCCCAGGCUGCUUAUGAGGUAUGGAAAUCCUCCUACUAGCAACUGGUAUUGCUGGAGUUGCUAAUUUGAAUCUGGCAGCAAUUCGACCGCGUCAUCGUACUGUACGAAGGGCGGCAGAUAUUCUUUGGUAAGAUCUCGGAAGCUAAGGAAUACUUUGAAAGCCUAGGGUUCGAUUGUAUGUUCUCCUUUCGCGUCAAACUAGAUACUGGGUGCUUUGAACUGACAAAGACGCUUUCGUUUAGGCCCCAAUCGACAAACGACGCCAGACUUCCUGACUUCCAUGACAAGCCCAGGCGAGAGACACCCAAGGCCUGGGUUUGAAAACCGAGUCCCUCGAAGCCCUGACGAGUUUGCUGCUCGAUGGCGCGACAGUGAACACCGAAGCCGGUUGAUAGACGAACUCAACGCAUACGAAAAGAAGCACCCGUCUGAAGAACGUCUGGAAGAGUUCAACAACUCGAGGCGGGCGGAGCAGGCAAAGAGUCAGCGACUUCGGUCUCCUUACACCAUCUCGUAUUUUCAGCAGGUGCGGUUGACGCUGUGGAGAGGAUACGUACGCUUGAAAGCAGAUCCAACAUUCACAGUAGCCAAUCUCCUUUUCAACAAGAUUGUCGCCUUGCUGCUUGGUAGCAUGAAUUACGGCAUGAAGGAUGAUACCUCAUCGUUGUAUUAUAAAGGAUCAGUUGUCUUCUUUGCCAUCUUGUUCAAUGCCUUCGCCAGCCAAUUGGAGGUAAGCAGGAACAUUUUUCUGCCAAUUCACUGAUUGGAUGCUGAUACCAAUACAACCCCUAGGUCUUGACUGUUUACGUCGAGCGACCCGUGGUUGAGAAGCAUCAUAAGUAUGCCUUCUACCACCAAUCGACCCAGGCAAUUGCGAGCUAUCUAACCGACCUUCCGUACAAAACUGUCAACAUGUUCAUCUUCAACGCGAUCAUCUACUUCCUCGCCCAUCUGCGCCCCGGUGCUGGUCACUUCUUUUUCUUCUGCUUGACAACGUUUUUGCUCACGCUUGUCAUGUCCUCUCUGUAUCGGUGGUUAGCAAACAUCACAAGGACCGCAUACCAGGCAAUGGCACCCAGCGCAAUCCUGAGUUUCGCAUUCAUGAUCUACACAGGGUAUACGAUUCCUACUAACUAUAUCCCUACGUGGUCUCGAUGGAUCAAUUACAUCAACCCCUUUGCAUAUGCCUUUGAGGCUCUUAUGGUGAAUGAAUUCCACAACAGGCAAUUUCCCUGCGCCCAGAUCAUCCCACAAGGACCCGGAUACGAUGGCAUUCCUAUCGAGUCCCAGGUUUGUUCAUCCGUAGGUGCUCUCCCAGGCUCAACAACCGUCGACGGGGACAGGUACAUUGGACUGACCUACGAAUACUGCAAUACACAUAAGUGGAGGUGAGUGCACUUGUUGGCUAGUUAGCUGUAUAUGAUAGACUCUAACGAUACCAACUAGAAAUAUAGGAAUUUUAUGCGCCUUCUGGUGCUUCUUCUCUGCCAUAUACAUUCUGGCCGCCGAGUUUGCUAAGCCCCCAAAGAGCAAAGGCGAGAUUCUAGUCUUCCCUUCGGGUAAAAUGCCUAACCAACCGGACAAGAAAGGCGCCAAGGACAUCGAGUUACAGGCUCCCCGCCGUGAUGUCAGUGUCGAAAAACAACAGGAUAGUUCCUCAAAUGUGGGUGUCGGUUUGGCCACUGAUACAGCUGUAUUCCACUGGGAAGAUCUCUGCUACGAUAUUCAGGUUAAGAAGGAAAACCGCCGCAUCCUGGAUCAUGUUGAUGGCUGGGUCAAGCCAGGAACUUCCACUGCGCUGAUGGUAUGAGCCGAAGUCGAACCCUGCUGAAAAGACUUACUGACUUUGAUUUUCCAGGGUGUUUCGGGAGCUGGCAAGACUACGCUACUAGAUACCCUCGCCAAUCGAGUCACAAUGGGUGUCGUAACCGGUGACACACUAAUCAAUGGCGACCCAACAGAUAAUUCCUUCCAACAUCGUGUUGGCUACGUCCAGCAACAGGAUUUACACCUGAACACCUCUACAGUCAGAGAAGCUCUCGAGUUCAGCGCCCUACUGCGUCAGUCUGUUGAAAUUCCAAACAAAGAAAAGAUUGCCUAUGUUGAUCAGGUUAUUGAAAUGCUUGAGAUGCAAAGCUUCGCUGAUGCUGUUGUGGGUGUUCCCGGGGAAGGUCUCAAUGUUGAACAAAGAAAGCGUCUCACCAUCGGUGUCGAGUUAGCAGCCCGACCUCAGCUUCUACUCUUCCUUGACGAACCAACGUCUGGCUUGGACUCACAGACCUCGUGGGCUAUCUGCCAGUUGAUCAAGAAGCUUACCCGGAAUGGUCAAGCGGUACUCUGUACAAUCCAUCAACCUUCGGCUAUUCUGUUUGAUCAGUUCGAUAGAUUGCUAUUGCUCGCACCAGGUGGGAAGACGGUGUAUUUUGGAGGUAAGCCCGAUCAGCUCCAAUGGCCGAAAGAAGGUAUAUGAACUUCCGCUGAUGUGUAUCAGAACUUGGAAAUAAAUCAAGAAAGUUGAUUGAUUAUCUUGAACGCAAUGGCGCCCAGAAAUGCCCCGUCGAAGGCAAUCAAGCAGAAUGGAUGCUUGAGGUCAUUAAGCCCCGCUUGGAUGGCAGCGACGGUAUCGACUGGCACAAUACGUGGCGUACUUCCCCUGAGUAUCAAGAUGUCAAAGCCGAGCUGGCACGACUGCGAGGCCUCGCGAGCGCCGACGAGGAAACAGCCCUUCAGAGAACCGGUGAAGCAUCCCAGCAUCGGGAAUUUGUGGCUUCAUUUUGGACUCAGAUGCUACUCGUUAUCGAUCGCACAUGGAAGCACUUUUGGCGCUCGCCUGUGUACAUAUGGUCCAAGACCAUCCUGGUCGUUGUUUCGGUAAGACUACUGACUCUAGCAUCUUGAUCGUCCUACUGAUUUUUCUGCGUCUCUAGUCGAUUUUCAUUGGAUUUAGUUUCGUCGCGGAGAAUACCAUUCAGGGCUUACACAACCAACUCUACGCCAUCUUCAUGUUUCUUAUCAUGUUCCAGAACAUCAACGAGCAGAUCAUGCCCAUGUUUGAGCCGCAGCGGGCCUUGUUCGAAGUCCGCGAACGAUCUUCGAAGAUUUACAAAUGGACAGGUGAGUGCCUUUGGUACAUCUUAAUCAUGAACGACUAAUUACUGAUAUACGCGGCCCAGUUUUCCUCCUCACGAACAUCCUAGUAGAGGCUUGCUGGAAUACAUUCAUGGCUGUCGCGGCUUACUUCUGCUGGUACUACCCCGUGGGCUUCUACAUCAACACCACGGCCGAAAAUACCGCUCUGCGCGGAUUCCAGGUCUUCUUGUUUCUAUGGAUGUUUAUGUUGUUUACGAGUACUUUCUCUCACUUUGCGAUCACUUGGAUGCCCACCGCCGAAGUAGCAGGUGUCCUCGCUGCACUACUUUGGAUUUUCUCGUUGGUUUUCUGCGGGUAAGUCACCCCCCAUGGCAGAUAUCUAAGGAUCUAAUUGAUCCGUCAAUAUAAAAAAAAUCGUCUUUGAAACUUUGCUGACGCGUGUCUUAGUGUUGCAAUCCCACCCGUGGACUUCCCCAACUUCUGGAGAUGGAUGUUCCCUGUUUCCCCUGCCACCUAUCUGGUCGGAGGCGUCAUGUCCGCAGCCAUCGGCGGCGCAAACGUCACAUGCUCCACAGCCGAGAUACUUCACCUGAUCCCACCGGCCAACUCGACUUGCGGCGCAUUCUUGUCAGAGUUUGCUGAUACCGCUGGUGGGUUCCUGCUGAAUCCAGAAUCGACAGAUGAGUGCAGAUACUGUCCCCUCAGGACAACGGACCAGUUUCUGUCCCGGUUCGAGAUAUAUAUCAAGGAUAGCUGGAGGAACUUUGGUUUGAUGUGGGUGUAUGUUCUCUUCAAUAUUGGAUGUGCAAUGGGGUUGUACUGGCUUUUCAGGAUGCCGAAGGGAAAGGGGGUUAGACGUGCCAAUAAGAAGGAGGCUGUCGAUAGUCAGCUUAAUAUGUAG